Molecule: messenger RNA, 1386 nt
Organism: Anopheles coustani
Lineage: Eukaryota; Metazoa; Arthropoda; Insecta; Diptera; Culicidae
Gene: YL-1
Product: vacuolar protein sorting-associated protein 72 homolog
Exons: 4
Coding region: 88-1284 (398 amino acids)
Biological process (GO): regulation of DNA-templated transcription; chromatin remodeling
Cellular component (GO): nucleus
Molecular function (GO): ATP-dependent H2AZ histone chaperone activity
Source: RefSeq, a predicted model, not a curated record
AAAACUUCGGAAAGUGUUAAAAGUGUUCAAAACUAAGUGGUAAAAUAUUAUAUUUUCUAACUGCAACCUAUCGGUAACUUAAGCGCAAUGGCAGCAUCUCGAGAACGGCGCGCAAAUGCCGGGCGUCGCAUGGCAAAUUUGCUGAACGAAGAGGAGGAGGAUGAUUUCUAUAAAACCUCAUACGGUGGCUUCAGUGAAACAGCCGAUGAUGGCGAUUAUGUACAAAAGAAUGACGACGAAGAAGAUAUCGUCGACUCUGACUUCAGUAUUGACGAAAACGAUGAGCCUAUCUCCGACGCCGACGAAGAACCGGCAAAAGGUGCAAAGCGGCGCAAGGUGGGCACGGUUACAAAAGCGUACCGCGAACCGGCCCCGAAGAAACCGACCGCACGGACGAAAGAACCUAAGCCAAAAACGGAACGACAGUCUACGUUGCGGAAGCGGCCCAAGUUUACGGUUAUCGACUCCGGUCGUAAGUCUUUUCGUAAAUCGACCGCCGCAAAAACUGCGGCCACGCAGAGCCGGUUGAGGCAGCGGUUCGAAGCGGAGCGAAAGCGAACCCGCGUAAUACGAACCGAAGAGUACAUUCCGACGCAGGAGGAAUUGUUAGAAGAGGCCGAAAUUACCGAACGAGAAAAUCUCAAGUCACUGGAGCGUUUCCGUAGGAUGGAACUCGAAAAACAGAAAACCAGACCUACGAAGCGUAAAUUCAUGGGACCUACUAUACGGUAUCUGUCGACCGCAAUGCCAAUAAUUGAAGAAAUUUCCAACGCCGCCAAAGGCGAUACCGAUCCUCUCAACAUCAGCAGUGAUGCAAAGGACGUAGAUGAUCAGACCAAAAGUUCCAGAGAUAAGACAAUGAAGCGGAACAAAAAGAGUACGACACGGCUGGAAGUGACUGGUCAAUACGAGCGGACAUUCAUUACCUUCGAAAAUGACAUCGACAACAAGGUAUUCGAUGCACUCUUUCCCAAACCGGAUAACGGUCGAAGGCUACGCCAGAUUUGUGCCGUUACUCGACUUCCCGCCCGCUACUACGAUCCCGUCACGCAGCUACCCUACCGCAAUGUGCAAGCGUUCAAAAUCCUCCGUGAAGCUUACUAUCAGCAACUGGAAGAACGAGGCAAUGUGGACAAUCCGGAAGUGACCCGGUGGCUGGAAUGGCGCAAGAAAAUUAAAGAGUACCGUGUGGCAGCGCUUAAGAAGAUGCAAAGCGCGGCCGGAGAAAAAGCGACGGCGGCGGGAGCGGGCACAACAAAACCAAGUGUCGCCAGUGUGAAAUGAGAACGUAGCCAAAUGUAAGUGAGUAUUUCAUAAAUUUGACUAUCUAGGAUCUAAACAGCAUAAAUAAACGUGCUAGGCUAAAGUGGCAUUUAUUAAGGUAUA